UCAUCCAGAUCAACUCUUCCAGUCGAAGUAUCCAGCCUUUCCCGGUUGAACCCAGUGGUCCGGCCCUUAAGCCGCUUGCGGUGCCCUGAACUGAAAAGGUGAAAAUCCAAACAGCCGAUGGAUCUCCUCUCCGCCGCGUACGGCUCUACCUCCGACGACGACGCCGAUGACCAACCCUCCACCCCGGCCGGCGCGGAGCUCGCCUCCGUCGCUUUCGCACCACCUCCCCCGAAGCGGCCGCGGUGGGAGCCUCACCCGUACUUCUCUCCUCCCCCUCCCCAAGCAAUCCCUCAACCGCCCCCGCCCAACGCAGCAGCGCCGCUGGCAUCUAUAGCUAGUGGUAGGUACGUCUCCAAGAGGGAGCGCGCCCUCCUGGCGGCGUCUCGGGCACCCGCGGACUCCGCAUCACAGCUUCCUCCGCCGGCGACAGCAGAGUUCGAUUCCACAUUUGGAUCCAUCACUGAUUCAAAUCUGCGAGGUGACAUUUUGCAUUCCUUGCAAUGCCAACCGAAGCCUGGAUCAAGCAAAAGUUUGCCAUUGAAGCUCUCAGUUUCUUUGAAGGGUCACAUUAAGACAGUCAAUCGGGUAGAUUGGUCACCGAGUCAUGCACAUCUUCUCGCUUCUGCUGGGAUGGAUCAUACAGUCCAUGUAUGGAACGUAUGGGACAAAGGAAAUACUUCUGCUCGUGUUUUGAAAUAUCAUACUGGUGCUGUAAAGGAUGUGAGGUGGUCCCUUCAUGGGCCAUCUUUACUUUCUGGAGGGUUUGAUUGUUCCUUACAGCUUGUUGAUGUUGUGGAGGGAAAAGUAAUGAAGGUAUUCAAGGAGGAUCAAGCUGUUGAGGUCAUCAAGUUCAAUCCAAGUAACCCCAAUCUCUUCCUAUCCGGUGGGUCCAAGGGUUCUCUUAGAUUGUGGGAUAUUCGAAGUGGUCUGGUAACUAAAGAAUUUCAUAGAAGUCUUGGAACCAUUCUUGACAUUGAAUUCAGUGCUGAUGGGAAACAGUUUAUCUCUUCAACUGACACAACCAGAAGCAAUAUUAGUGAGAACACUAUAAUUGUUUGGGAUGUCCUGCGACAAGUUCCUUUAUCUAACCAGGUUUAUACAGAAGCAUUCACAUGUCCGUGUGUAAGAUACCACCCAUAUGAAGCUUCAUUUGUUGCACAAUCCAACGGGAACUACAUUGCGAUAUUUUCAGCAAGGCCACCCUUCAAGCUAAACAAGUAUAUGCGGUUUGAAGGGCAUGGAGUGUGGGGUUUCCCGAUAAAGUGCAAUUUUUCGCUUUGUGGGAGAGAACUUGCAUCUGGUUCAUCCGAUGGAUGUAUUUAUUUCUACGAUUACAAGUCUGCAAGGCUUUUAAGGAAAACAGAAGCCUUCAAAGAAGCAUGCACUGAUGUUGCAUACCACCCUGUAAUGCCCAAUGUGAUUGCUUCAUGCAGCUGGACUGGUGAAAUAUCUGUUUUUGAGUGACAUAAACUGAUGCUUGUUAGAGAAGUAA
Phragmites australis (common reed) is the source of this 1492-nucleotide messenger RNA. RefSeq lists its product as uncharacterized. The coding region runs from base 118 to 1464 and encodes 448 amino acids. The record is from RefSeq and is a predicted model, not a curated record. The transcript has 4 exons. Lineage: Eukaryota; Viridiplantae; Streptophyta; Magnoliopsida; Poales; Poaceae. Gene Ontology annotation, molecular function: protein binding.